Messenger RNA from Acanthocheilonema viteae, 267 nucleotides. Lineage: Eukaryota; Metazoa; Nematoda; Chromadorea; Rhabditida; Onchocercidae. The record is from the annotation of a GenBank genome assembly.
CCUAUAACAGCGGAACGUGCAUUAGAUAUGUGUAAAUUAAUGCGAAAUUAUAAAGAAUCCGGUCGAACAACAUUAAAUACUUCAAGCCGUAAUAUUUCGAAAAUUAAUUCGGAACGACGGCUAUCAACCGGAACGCUUAACCGUCUAAUUCUCGUUGCACAAGCAUUGGAAUCAGAAGUGCAAUAUCGUCGACAGCUUGGCGUAAAUAGCGAACGAAUUGUUAUUGCAUUACGAACUAUUAAUUUGGUAGGAAUGAUAAACCGGUAG